UGGCUCCGGAGCUUUCCCGGCCGGCGGCGGGCAGGUGGUCGACGCCGGCUCCCGGAGGAGCGCGGGGCGGAGGGAGGUGUCGGUGUCCGCGGCGUGGUCGACGGCGGCCCCGGCCAUGGAAGAGACGCAGCCGCUUCCGCAGACCGAGCUGCCGCUGUGCGACAGCCUCAUCAUCUGGCUGCAGACAUUCAAUACAGCUGCACCCUGUCAAGAUGUCAAACAGCUGACUAAUGGAGUUGCCAUGGCACAAGUUCUUCAUCAAAUUGAUGUAGCUUGGUUCAAUGAAUCUUGGUUAAGCCGAAUUAAAGAGGAUAUUGGUGACAACUGGAGAAUAAAGGCUAGUAAUUUAAAGAAGGUACUUCAAGGAAUUAUGAGUUAUUACAAUGAGUUUUUGGGGCAACAAAUUUCUGAAGAACUUAUCCCUGAUUUAAACCAAAUAACUGAGAGUUCAGAUUCUGUGGAGCUUGGGAGGUUGCUCCAGCUUAUUUUAGGUUGUGCAGUCAAUUGUGAAAAGAAGCAAGAACAUAUUCAAAAUAUAAUGACACUGGAAGAAUCUGUUCAACAUGUGGUUAUGACUGCUAUUCAAGAGUUGAUGAGUAAAGAAAUAUUGAACUCUCCUACAAAUGAUACUGUUGGAGAAUUAGAACAACAGCUUAAAAGGGCCUUGGAAGAACUUCAGGAAGCACUAGCAGAAAAAGAAGAACUGAGGCAAAGAUGCCAAGAACUGGAUAUGCAGGUGACUGCACUUCAAGAUGAAAAGAAUUCAUUAGUUUCUGAGAAUGAGAUGAUGAAUGAAAAACUUGACCAGUUGGAUGGAUCUUUUGAUGAUCCAAAUACAAUGGUUGCAAAAAAGUAUUUUCAUGCGCAGUUACAACUAGAACAAUUACAGGAAGAAAACUUCAGGUUUUGUUGUCAGAGUUCUGCUAGUCUCAUAAAUAAUUGGCUUGAAGCUGCAAAAGAUGAUUACCGUGUUCACUGCGAAGAACUUGAAAAGCAACUAAUUGAAUUUCAGCAUAGGAAUGAUGAACUGACUAGUCUUGCUGAAGAAACAAGAGCCCUGAAAGAUGAAAUAGACGUUCUUAGGGCUACCUCUGAUAAAGCAAAUAAACUAGAGUCAACAGUUGAAAUAUAUCGUCAGAAGCUACAAGAUCUGAAUGACCUUCGCAAGCAAGUGAAAACUUUACAAGAAACAAACAUGAUGUAUAUGCAUAAUACAGUCAGCUUAGAAGAAGAAUUAAAGAAGGCAAAUGCAGCCCGUACGCAGUUAGAAACAUACAAGAGGCAGGUUCAAGAUCUUCACAAUAAACUUUCCUCUGAAUCCAAAAGGGCAGAUACCCUAGCGUUUGAAAUGAAGCGGCUUGAAGAAAAACAUGAAGCUUUACUUAAGGAAAAAGAGAGGCUAAUAGAACAGCGUGAUACUCUGAAAGAAACAAAUGAAGAGCUUCGGUGUUCACAAGUACAACAAGAUCACCUAAACCAAACAGAUGCAUCUGCUACAAAAAGUUAUGAGAAUCUUGCUGCUGAGAUUAUGCCAGUGGAAUAUAGGGAAGUAUUUAUUCGACUUCAACAUGAAAAUAAGAUGCUCCGCUUACAACAAGAAGGCACUGAGAAUGAGCGUAUUGAGGAACUUCAAGAGCAGCUAGAACAGAAGCACCGCAAGAUGAAUGAAUUAGAAACUGAGCAAAGACUAAGCAAAGAGCGCAUCCGAGAAUUGCAGCAGCAGAUUGAGGACCUCCAGAAAUCUUUACAGGAACAAGGCUCCAAGUCUGAAGGAGAAAGUUCCAGCAAACUAAAGCAGAAGUUGGAAGCUCAUAUGGAAAAACUAACUGAGGUCCAAGAAGAAUUACAGAAGAAACAAGAACUCAUUGAAGAUCUUCAGCCAGAUGUAAACCAGAAUGCACAAAAGAUCAAUGAACUUGAAGCUGCUCUUCAGAAGAAAGAUGAAGAUAUGAAAGCAAUGGAGGAAAGAUAUAAAAUGUACUUGGAAAAAGCAAGAAAUGUAAUAAAAACUUUAGAUCCCAAAUUAAAUCCAGCAUCAGCUGAAAUAAUGCUACUUAGAAAGCAGUUGGCAGAGAAAGAUAGAAGAAUUGAGAUUCUGGAGAGUGAAUGUAAAGUAGCAAAAUUCCGUGAUUAUGAAGAAAAACUCAUUGUUUCUGCCUGGUACAAUAAGAGUCUAGCAUUCCAGAAACUGGGGAUGGAAUCUAGACUUGUGAGCGGCAGUGGUGCAUGCAAAGACACUGGUGCCUGUACUCCUGCACGGUCUUUCUUAGCACAGCAACGGCAUAUCACCAACACCAGAAGAAAUCUCUCUGUUAAAGUUCCUGCUAUAACACCUGAUUAAACUAUAAAAGAAAACAUAAACAGAAGUGCCCUUAAAAUAUUUUGUAUCCUUCAGUUAACUGCCAGAUUGAAAAAGAAAUUUAUGGUGGUGGAUAUCAGCUAUUUUAAAGUCAAUAUGCAUAAAAUUAAUUUUGUCAGCUUACUUUGAAAACAAAUAUAGAAUUAGCUAUUUCUCUAAGAGAGCACAUUUGAGUAAUUGGAAGAUGUAAUUAGGCACACAUUUUAAACAUUUGUCUUCUGAGAGUAUUAUAAUUUCAAAUUGACUUUGUAUAUUUUAGUUUAAUGUUGUCAGUUAUACUAGCAACUUAGUUUGCAAUGUGUUAUCAGUAAUAAGUAAUUUAAAAAUAUAUCUAUAUUUGUUUUAUUAUUUUGGUCCAUAUAAAAAUAGUCUUGAAGUAGGUACAUGGAGAACUAUACAAGAGUUAUAUUUUUUGACUUGAUAUAUAUAAGGAUUUACCUCUAUCCUCAAAUCUGUUAGGAAAUGGGCCUAUUUUAUCAUGUAGUGAAAGAUAAAACAUUUGGAAGAUUGGACUAUUGCAAUAACUUCUGCUGUAGUAAGUGACUAAUUGGAGAUUUUGCAGAUUCAGGAGAUUUCAUAGUUCUCCUGCAUACCUACUAUAAACAAGGGCUUCUGUAUAGUGUAGUUGAAAUGCUAAGGGUAUGGAAUUGAAUGGACUUUAUAAAAGGUGAUUUUUCUGGUGGGAAGCAGGGCAAAAAAUAUAAUUUGUGUGAAACAUCCACACCAGUCUUAAUAUGAUUAUAGUUAUUGCUUUUAAGCAUAGAAUUAUCAAGGCUUUUGCUGAAAAACAUGCUGUAAUAGUUUUCCCCUACACUGCAAGGAGAUGGUGCAGUAAGGGAAACAGUCGGGGAUCAGUUUGAUUUUGUUUACGAAUUAAGGAAUCUGUCCAAGACUCCAUUCAUAGUAUUCAGUUUACUUCUGUCCAAAGCUCUUCUUUUAUUUAUUUUCUAAUUUUUUGUGUCAUUUUUAAGAGUCACACUUUAGAACUUUGAGUUAAAUCUGUGCUGUCCAGUAUUGUAGUUAAGCCAGGUAUGGCAAUUUCAAUAAAAUUAAUUCAGACUGAAAGUUCCUUGGUCACAUCAGCCACAUUUCAGAUGCUCAACAGCCACGUGGCUGCUGCCUACCAUUUUGGAAAAUGCACAUAUAAAAGAUGUCCAUCAUUGCAAAAAGUUCUAUUGGACAGUGCUGUACUAAACCUUUUUAUGGUAACUGGGAAAUAACUCUUUGAUGUUUGACCACAAAAAUAAAAAGAAGAAAAAUUUUAGGACUGUUUCAGAUAUGAAAAGGAAUUAAGUUGUGACAUAACUAGCAUUCUGUAUUCCUUGGAGUUGAAUACCUUAUGUUGUGAUGUUCAUUGUUAAUCUUUCCAGUGCUGUUCAACAACCGCACACCUAUCAGCAUAUGUCUGACCCAGGGGUCAGCAAACUUUCUGUAAAGAGACAGGCGAUAGAUAUGUUAGUUAAUAUCAUAGGCUUUUUGAGCCAUAUGAUCUGUCCCAACUACUGGACUCUGCUAUAAGUGUGAAAGCAGCAAUCAUAAACAAUAUUUGUAUAAGCAAAAUGGACAUUGUUGUAUUUCAAUAAAAUUUUAUUUACAAAAACUGGCAGUAGGACAGAUUUGGCCUGCGGGCUGUGUCUAGAUUUUAUUUUCAGCCUUUCUUUGCAUAUAUGAGUAUUGUUCCAUUUACAGUAUUAUUCAUUUAUAUACUUGGUUUUUAGAUUCUUUACCAGUAAAUUUUUUACUAAUCACUGACAAUACAAGAAUUUCAUAUUGCAUUUAAGUCUCUUAAGAUUGGGGAGCAGCUAUCAGGAUAUGUUGUUUUAUCAGGGUUACUUCUGUUGACUACCUCUUAGAUUUUGAUGUUUUUUAUUGGUACAAUUAUAUUGUUGGUUUGCGUUUUUGUAUAUUCUUACAGUCUGCUUGCCUGCAACUUACAGUGAAAUGAAAUAGCCCUUUGAAAAUAUUUUAGCAUGCUAAUUAAAAUUUUCCAAAUAUUAUGGCAUUUUGGUAUAUUUUGGUCAAUAUAAGACAUCUCCUCCUUUGGUGUUUACUACUUACUUAUAAUUGAGAUUUUACAAGCUCUUCAAACUCCCUUUUCUUGAAACUUGUUGUAAGACAUCAAUUUCAAUAAAUUAGUAUUUUCACAGUCGUUCAUAAAUUUUAGUUACUAUAUUUGGAAUUUCUAAGCAAUUCAUGCAAUUUCUGAAUAAGGACAGAAGGCUAGUUGUUUUUUUUUUAAUAGAGAAGAAACAAAUUUUGUGAUUUAUCACUUUUCUAGUUGAUAAGUAGUAUUUAAAAUGCUUGAUAUAGAAGUAUUUAUACAAGACUAAUGUAAAGUUCUGUAUUAUUGUGAUUAACUAUACGGAAAUUCAGGAACUGAUCAGAAGUGAGAUUCUUUUCCACAUCUGGUUAAUGUAGUGAGAUUGACACCCUGUGGGUGGUAUAGCAUUAUAAAUAUUCAUCACGAACCAUGACUUCUACAUGUCUGUUUUGUGAGGUUUGAGUGUAUAUGCCAGGGAAGGGAAAUCCAGCAUUUAUCUGUUUGAUAAGGAAUUGAAUGUCCCAGUGAUUAAAGAGUAAAACCACAGACCAAUUUGGAAAUGAUCUUUAAUUUUGAGCAUUUGCUCUAAGGUUAAUAUACUCCUUUCUCUUUUUAAAAUAAAAAGUGUGUAUACAUAUGACAAUGAUCAUUUAAUGUAUUGAGAAAUAUUUGAAGUUCAUUCUAUUUUUUCAAUGAAUAAGGCUGCUGAACUAAUGAUUUAGUAUAGAUUAAGAAUUAAUGUCUUAUCUAGAAACAUUAAACUGAGUAUCCUUCAUUAAGAUGUCACCACCUCUGAUAACUAGAUUGCUAAUUUGAAUGUCAGAUAAUGUUUCUACAUCUACACCUCUUUCCGUAUAGCUGGACAUCUGGCUCUGUGGGGUGGCUUUUAGGCCACAGUACUGCAUUAGGUUCUCUAUCUGCAUAUUUAAUGAGAAGCAUUCCUAUGUAAAAGUGUGUGUGUAUGGUUGUAUGCAUACAUUCCUAUUGUGAACCUGUACAUGGCAAAGAAGUAGUUUGGAAACUUGUAAAGCACAACCAUUAAAGAAAAUAGUGUUCAGUUAUUAAACUUGAUGUAGCUUAAAUAUUGUUUAGUUUAUAAGAGGUUCUUUCUAUUUUCUAUGGCAAAGACUUUGACACUUGAAAUAUAGAAGCAAUACUUGAUUUAUUUUUGUAAGUAUUUAGGAUAUUAUUUUAAAUAAAUGAUUGUCUAAUAACAAUAAAUUAGUUGUGAAAGGUUUUAAAUAAACUUUCUGAUUUAUGUGUCUGACA
Messenger RNA from Canis lupus familiaris (dog), 5669 nucleotides. It is a transcript of the gene HOOK1, whose product is annotated as hook microtubule tethering protein 1. The transcript has 23 exons. The coding region runs from base 116 to 2341 and encodes 741 amino acids. The record is from RefSeq and is a predicted model, not a curated record. Gene Ontology annotation, cellular component: centrosome; cytoplasm. Lineage: Eukaryota; Metazoa; Chordata; Mammalia; Carnivora; Canidae. Gene Ontology annotation, biological process: cytoskeleton-dependent intracellular transport; cytoplasmic microtubule organization. Gene Ontology annotation, molecular function: dynein light intermediate chain binding; microtubule binding.